Molecule: messenger RNA, 5210 nt
Organism: Amoebophrya sp. A120
Lineage: Eukaryota; Dinophyceae; Syndiniales; Amoebophryaceae
Source: the annotation of a GenBank genome assembly
UCCUUAUUCUAGCACCGCAACAUGCAGCACGAAAUGUGAAGAUGCGUGACCUCGUCUAGAUGAAAUUCGAAUGUGACACAAAAUGCUCCUCUCUGAGUCAGUCACGAAGCCGAACCUUUGCGAAUAGCUCUUUAUGACGUUGCUCGUUAUAUACAGAUAUUUUCCUCUCGACAAAAGCCAUUUUCAUUUUCUCACCGUCUAGGUAUAGCGUCGACCUCGAAAAACUAAAACUCCGUCAAUCAUGACGACCGCAAGCCCCGCCGUCGAAAAUGCGAGCGGCCAUAGUCCCGCCAGAAGUGCGGAACUCUUGGCUUGGCAGCCGCUAGUAGCCCGAGCUCGCAGCGGCAGCAUGCUCACGGGCCCGCUCGGAGCUGAAGGAUCUGCGGGAAAGGAAUGGGACAGCAAUAGUGGUAGUGCAGAUCAUCUUCAUCUCCCAACCACGUUGAUUCUCUGCGAUCUCUUUCCCCUGACGCCGUCGCCGGAAGGGAACCUUCCUGACUUUCCGCUUGAGUUCCAUACGUUGCAGGAGCUGGAUUUGAGUGGGUGCGGUCUUCUCGCGUUGCCCGAAAGUGUGUCGCGCUUGACCGGCCUGAAGUGCCUCUUUCUCGGAGGGGUAGACGCACAAAACUCGUCCUCCAGCAAGAAUCAGUUCAAAGCGUUGCCGAGUCUGGCGAACUUGAAAGAGCUAGAACAGCUGUCGGUACACGACACGAACCUACAAAUUCUUCCAGCCCUCCCGGAAAAUAAACUGGCGAGUCUCCGCGUAGAUCGCUGCCCCCUCGUUGCCGAGGACUUUCCAACCGAGCUUCCGAGGACGCUGACGACGCUGCACUUAGAGGGCUGUCCUUUGGGAGGGUCGUUCGACGAGCCUGAAAAACUGCCGGCCGCUGUGAAGAAGUUGGAGGGACUGUUGGAUUUGCAAAUGCCGGAUGGGUAUCAAAUGUAAAAAUGUCUGGGUCUGGAGGUUGGUAACUUGUGAUGCGCAAGCUGUAUGUAGGGAGAUCCAUUUGCACGAAGUACGAGCGCACGGAAACACACUGGGCCGGCGUUGCAGAUGAAACACGAAAGGGAUUCCUGCAGGGUUCCUUCCAUCGAGAUGGCGUUUGCAGCUGGGUCGUUUUCCGCCUCAUGGUUUCACCAGUCAAGAAUCGGACGAACCUAGACGCCGCAGAGCUGGUGCUCAUCAACUGGUUUAACGCAAGCGCAAACUCGCAGGGGAAGAUAGCGGGCGAAUUCUGCAAGAAGGUCGCAAACAUCCGGAAGACGUAUGUGAUCACACGGCGGGAGCACAAGGCGUUCAAGUCUACAAGGACCGGCAGCAACGGCGUCUCCAGCGCAGCACCGCGACACGCUUUCCAACUCCUGCAGGCCAGGAACCUGGACCAGACCACCAAUGAGCACACGCGCAUCAUGUUGGCUAUGUCGAAGAGGUUGGGGACCAGUAAGGCAACCCAGGACAAGAUACGCGCGAUGCAGCCACGAACUGCGCAGGCCUUCCAGCAAAAAGCGAAGCAGCUUCUUGACCCCGGCAAGUGCUACAUCUUCAACAGCAACUUCCAGCACUACGCACAGGGGAGGCAAGUAGUUGUAACAACAAUCAAAGUCAACGAUCUCAGCCCGGCCUUCCUCAAUAGCGUGCGGAGAUACUUCGCCCUUUCGCUCACGGUGGACCAGGAACUACGCGGGCCAGUACGGGUACUACGAGUCAAGAGAACUAGGGCGAGGAAGGUGCUGGAUGUACUAGGAACAAACUUGAAGCACUUCCACGACCAGGCCGCGCACAGACUACGACAAGGGCAAGGCAUGCACUGCGCGCGCGAAUUCCUGAAGAACGAGUAUCCCGACCUGACCACGAUCGACGGACACACUGUCUGCGAGCCCGCCACGUCUGGUUUCUCGCUUGUUAGCAUCGGGGGCAGAGAGAUAGGGAACUGGAAUCGCAUUGGCACGCUCGCACCGACCCGAAGAGAAGUAGUGCAGUGCGUUACGAAAGCGCGGAAACAGUGGCAAAAGCAGAGCGGGGUGCUGAAGACAGGGAACGAGGUGGCGGAUGUGUUAGUUUCUGCCCGGUCCACAGCAUGGGAAAAGAAGAAGUCUUAUGCCACGCAGGAUGACAUUACGGACGUCGCCAGGCAAUUAGCUCAGCAUCUGUACGUGGGGGAGGUUGACAAGUCGCGGUCUAUCUUCUUCGCAUGCCACAACGUAAUCGCGCACUGCCUCCUCAAGCACAUCGAAAACGAUUACGAAAUGAUCCGCGGUUGGAAAGGGCUAGAAAACUACGACGAAAGCAAAGAGUUUUUUGCGCUCUCUGACGAAAACAAGGACAGGCGGAGGGGCGGAAAACCUUUGAGCCACAUCUUCUGCAAACGCAACCACCGCUGGCCGUUCCUGAAAAUAAUGCUGACGGCCAAAAUGUUCAAAGCGAUGGAACAAGACGGCAAGAGGGACUUUGCAUUGGAAGAGCUACCCGGGGCUGCAGUAGCAUACAGACCAAUCACGUCCUACUUCAAGCAUGUUUACCGGGAUUGGUUCCGGCAGGUCGCGCGCGUGAUCCGUAGAGUCAUGGCACCGGAGUGCAGCAAGUUUCUCUUCGCAACACAGCAGGAGGUGAUAGAAGCUCUGGAGGAUUGCAACCGCGUCUGGAACGCACUCACACCAGACGAAAAGGCCAAUUGGGUCCUACUCUUCGAGACAGGGGACCUGAAGGACUUCUUCACGCGGUGCAACGUUGCAGAAGCAAUUGAACUGGUAGAACGACGGGCAAACGACUAUACGAGAUGCGGCGUUCGGUGUUUUGCGGUUGAGAAGACUAGUCCGCACCUGAAGCGGGUGGAAAUGCACAAGGCAGAGCACGCGCGGAAGCGGAUCGGGAAACUUUACAACGACAAGAUACAGACGAAGUCGAUGAUGGCGCGCAGCAUCGCGAAACCAAGAAGGGGGAUCAGAUUUCUCAAGAAAAAGCCAGACGGAAAAGAGUGCUGGCACCUUCGCGCGGACGUCAUCACACGCAGCCCGAAGAUCGACGCGAAGUUUUCCGUGUGCAGGGUGAUGGGCAGGGUAGUUCGACAAACUGGCGGGGGACCGAUGGGCCCGCCGCUCAUGGUGGAGAUCUCGAACUGCUUCGGGAUAGUGCAGGAAAUGGGCGGCCGCAUUGAUCGCACCUACACCGGCCGGAUCCUCUUCCACAAGCGGUACAUCGACGACCUCGGGAUGACGCGACUAGUACCGCGGGGCCAGGAAGUGGAGCCACUCCGGCGCGACUUCUACCCUGGCUGCACACUGAACGACACAACGAAGGACCGGGAAUACGUAGGAGUAAACUGGUCACAGAGCUAUUUCGGAACUUCAACGACAGCAAUGCCGCAAAAAGUGCAAAUCCCAAUAGAAUCCUACAGCACGAGUGCUGCGCGGCGGGGAAUUGAAUACGGCCGCCUGUGUUAUGAAGCUGGGCUUCGCAUCGACGCAGGGCGGGAAGCAGCGGACUGAGCAAGAGCAAGAAUUCCCGAAAACUCCGAAAAUGCUAUAAAAGUAGCCUGAUCAACGCACCUUCCCCCGGCGACGAGUUUUUUUUCACCCCAUUAACGGCGUUUCGCGAGAAGUAGUGGAGCCUUGGUUCAAGUGGUUUUUGAGUUUGUGUUUUUUUCAAAAAGAGCGAGUCACAUGAGAUGUGGGCGUUUUCGUAGUGACAAUUAUUAUAUAUCUCCCCACACUAAAGCUCGUUCUUAGCUGUUUGGUAGAACUUUUUUUCAGACACACGUCUCGCCUGGUCCCGCUUCUAAUCUAACUUUUUUCGAUCUCUGGUGGCCUUUGCAAGAUCUCUCACUCGUGCUGUUUUGCACUUAGCACGGUAUUCUCAAUCUAUACGUCUCGCCUUGUCCCGAUGUAAAAAGGUUCGUUUUCUAGGACCAUCGACGACCGUUUUUUAGUAGUAGUCAUUAACUCCCCGGGCUAACACUCGUUUGUAUCUUUCUCAGACGUACGUCGCGCCUUGUCCCGAUGGAAAACACGUGCUCGAUCUCUUCUGACCUAACUUUUUUCGAUCUCUUGCGCUUUCGCAACGCCGUUGCACUUAGCGCGGUAUGAUCGUUUGCACGUCUCGCCUGGUCCGGAUGUAAAAACACGCAUAUGCUGCCUUUUCGAUCUCUAGUGCGCGCGCAGCUCCGUUUUUGUUUUGCAGAGAAAGUUUUUUUUUUUGAUUUUUACGAGUGGUUUCACAGCACGACCCGCGAGCAUGCCAAUGUUAAUGAAGCUCGUCGCUUGCUACAGGCAACGACCACAGGGUACGAAAAAUAGCAGCAGUGGUAACUUAAGCCAGGCACUUUGCUUUCGGUUUACGUAAGUUGUUCGAAGUACAAAAUUAGAGAGUAGAGGUGGCAGUAGGGGUAGAGAGAUAGAGGGAAAAGUAUAGAAAUAUCUUCGACAGAUUGUGGUGCUGUUUUUGGAUUCCCAAAAAAUCUGUUUUGCAUGAACAGCAAAAGGGGUCCAGUUUUCGCUACGCGGAGAGGGAAUUUCUCAUGCUGUAUGGGCAUCAGAAAGCAUUUACAAAAUAUGUGAUGCUAGAGCAUGCAUCACAGACUUCAUGGGUCAUGCAAAAUAUGCAUGACAGACGUUGCAUUUUUCCAGACCCAGAUAUUUUUGCAAUCCAUAAUGGCUCGCAUGUGGGAGAAUUCUUCGGCACGCCGCUGCAAGAGUUGCUCCGGGGGCGAGGAAGUGCUGGGGGGUUGUGAGGUGGGAAUCGUGGAAGAUGAGGAGCGGUUUAAUGUGACUUUCUGAUGCAUGGAUUCCCAUCUUUAACCAUAUCUAAUAUUCACGCCAAUUUCUCGAUCUCGGGGAGCUGUAGGUGUUCGUUGCAGCACGCAAGCACAUUGAUGUUUCCAAGAAGGCACAAAGUUAAUCCAAAUGUGCGCGUAUUGUUGUCCGUUUUUGAUCUUGGGACACACGUCGACACGGCGGACCACUCAAAGAUAGAGUUGACAAUUGUUCAUGUAAGGCGGCCAAACAUUUGCCACUGAACGAAGAUGAAGAUCAAGAUCAUAUGUAGGAGCCUUGCAGCUGUGGGCAGUGUGACGAGCCGUGUUUGUCAAGAAGCAGCGUUUUCUUAGUUCGAGUAUUUUAGCGUGGCAGCCCCGCUUUAAAGCCAAGCGCACUUGGACACAAUACAAGCAGUGUGCGUGUCUUGCACCACGUCUGCGGAUCCUCGAUAUUUCUAG